This is a messenger RNA of Gossypium raimondii (Peruvian cotton), 2940 nucleotides long. RefSeq names its product general transcription and DNA repair factor IIH helicase subunit XPD. Gene Ontology annotation, biological process: nucleotide-excision repair; transcription by RNA polymerase II; positive regulation of mitotic recombination. Bases 285 to 2561 code for a protein of 758 amino acids. The transcript is spliced from 12 exons. NCBI's taxonomy places the organism in Eukaryota, Viridiplantae, Streptophyta, Magnoliopsida, Malvales, Malvaceae. Gene Ontology annotation, cellular component: nucleus. The record is from RefSeq and is a predicted model, not a curated record. Gene Ontology annotation, molecular function: ATP binding; damaged DNA binding; DNA helicase activity.
UGGGUUGUUGAAACCUUGGAGUCAAGUCAAAUCAAGUGCAGUGAAGUUUGUCGAUACCAUUUCUAGUAUAUGAGGGAUCGGGCCAGCAAUUGGUCCACCGCAGUUUAUUAUUAUCUGUUUUAGCAAGAAAAAGGUGAAAUACGGAAGGGCGGUUCAAGUUCUAGCAAAAUCAACCAACAGUCAAGCAAGCACCCUCUUCUCUCUGCAAUCUCUAAACCCUACUUUCUCUGCAUCAUUUAUAAAUCCCGCUUGAAACAAAUUAAAUCUCAGAAAAUAAAAAGACCAUGAAGUUCCAAAUCGAAGACGUUACAGUCUACUUCCCCUAUGACUACAUCUACCCCGAGCAAUACUCUUACAUGAUCGAACUAAAACGAGCCUUAGACGCCAAAGGCCAUUGCCUUCUCGAAAUGCCCACCGGCACCGGCAAAACCAUCGCCUUACUCUCUCUCAUCACCAGCUACUCCCUCUCCAAACCCCAGACCUCCAUCAAGCUCAUUUACUGUACUCGCACUGUCCAUGAGAUGGAAAAAACCCUUGCCGAAUUGAAGCUUUUGCACAAUUAUCAGAUUAAACACUUGGGUCCUCAAGCUAGGAUUCUUGCCAUUGGGCUUUCUUCGAGGAAGAACUUGUGCGUCAACCCUACCGUUUUAGCGGCCGAGAACCGGGAUUCGGUGGAUGCUGGGUGUAGGAAAUUGACGGCCAGUUGGGUUCGAGCUAUGGCUGCGGAGAAUCCCAAUGUGCCUACAUGCCAAUUUUUUGAGAAUUAUGAGAGGGCUGCUUCUGCCGCCGUGUUGCCACCUGGAGUUUAUACCCUUCAGGACUUGAGGGUGUUUGGGAAGGAGAAAGGGUGGUGUCCGUAUUUUUUGGCCAGACAUAUGGUACAGUUUGCUAAUGUGGUCGUUUAUAGUUAUCAGUAUUUACUUGAUCCAAAGGUGGCUGGGAUCAUAUCAAAGGAAAUGCAGAAGGAGUCUGUUGUGGUGUUUGAUGAGGCGCAUAAUAUUGACAAUGUGUGUAUUGAAGCACUUAGUGUUAGUGUUAGGAGACAGACACUUGAAGGAGCUACAAGGAAUCUUAAUAGGAUAAGUCAAGAGAUUGAUAGGUUCAAGGCCACUGAUGCAAGCCGACUUCGUGCUGAAUACAACCGACUUGUAGAGGGUUUGGCAUUGAGAGGAAACCUACCUAUCACUGACAACUGGCUUUCAAAUCCUGCACUGCCUGAUGAUAUUCUAAAGGAAGCUGUGCCUGGAAAUAUCCGUCGAGCUGAGCACUUUUUGCAUGUCCUACGUAGAUUAGUUCAGUAUCUAAGGGGCCGACUAGACACCGAGAAUGUUGAGAAAGAAAGCCCAGUUAGCUUUGUUGCAUCUAUCAAUAGUCAUGCCGGAAUUGACCAGAAAACAUUGAAGUUCUGUUAUGACCGUCUGCAUUCACUCAUGUUGACUCUAGAAAUUACUGACACAGAUGAGUUCUUACACAUCCAAACAAUAUGUGAUUUUGCAACUCUUGUAGGCACUUAUGGUCGUGGAUUUUCAAUUAUUAUUGAACCUUUUGAUGAAAGAAUGCCACAUAUUCCAGAUCCUAUCUUGCAGCUUAGCUGUCAUGAUGCUUCGCUUGCCAUAAAGCCUGUGUUUGACCGAUUCCAAUCCGUUGUCAUUACAUCUGGCACACUCAGCCCAAUUGAUCUGUACCCACGCCUUCUUAACUUUCAUCCAGUUGUUAGUCGUAGCUUUACAAUGUCGUUGACAAGAGACUGCAUAUGUCCAAUGGUUCUCACACGUGGAAGUGAUCAGCUUCCUGUUAGUACCAAAUUUGAUAUGCGAAGUGACCCUGGUGUUGUGAGGAAUUAUGGGAAACUCUUGUUGGAGAUGGUCUCUGUUGUCCCUGAUGGAAUUGUCUGUUUCUUUGUCAGUUAUUCAUACAUGGAUGGAAUCAUUAACACUUGGAAUGAUAGUGGAAUUCUGAAGGAAAUAAUGCAACAUAAGCUUGUCUUCAUUGAGACGCAAGAUGUUGUAGAAACCACGUUGGCUCUAGACAAUUAUCGCAAGGCUUGUGACUGUGGAAGAGGUGCAGUGUUUUUUUCUGUUGCCAGGGGAAAGGUUGCUGAAGGUAUCGAUUUUGAUCGACAUUAUGGCAGACUAGUAAUAAUGUUUGGUGUUCCAUUCCAGUAUACAUUAAGCAAAAUAUUGCUGGCAAGGUUGGAGUACUUACGAGACACAUUCCAGAUAAAGGAAGGAGAUUUUCUUACUUUUGAUGCCUUGAGGCAAGCUGCUCAAUGUGUGGGACGAGUUAUCCGUUCAAAGGCGGAUUAUGGGAUGAUGAUAUUUGCUGAUAAGAGGUAUAGCCGACAUGACAAGCGCUCAAAAUUACCAAGCUGGAUACUGUCUCAUUUACGAGAUGUGAACCUGAAUUUGAGCACCGACAUGGCUUUACAUAUAGCAAAAGAGUUCCUAAGAAAAAUGGCUCAACCUUAUGAGAAGAUCGGUGGCAGUGGUAGGAAGACAUUACUAUCAGAAGAAGAUUUGGAGAAGAUGGGGGAUGGAGGCAUGGAUGAAAUGUUGUAUUAAGGAAUUCUCUGCUCAUUAAAACCAGAAAUGGAAGAGAUGUCUCUGCCAUGAACAAGUUUUGAGUCCACCUCAAUGUAUUAUCCAUUUUAAGUAUCAAGGUUAUCACCAAGUUUUGUAAACUGAGAAGCCGAGUAUUGAAUGCUAAACAUAUAGCCUAUGGCAAUGGCACAUACACACAACAAUUUUUGUAAUCCCUCUAGUGUUUUGGGAUUCACCCCGUACAAUGCACACUGAACUUGAAUGAGAUUAGCUCAUCCCCCUUGAAGAUGAGAGGAGAUUUUAAACAAUGUACAUGAACAGGUUUGUUUCUGGCAACAUUUCAUUUUAUUUUCUGUUAAAAUUUACAGUUAUAAGGAAUUACUGCAGUUCAACCUCAUAA